AUGCAUAUGGAGUUUAUUGAGUCUGUUGGUGACAAAGCUAACGUUACGAACUACAGAGUCGUUGCCAUUCAAACGCUGCUUCUUAAAAUCCACGAAAUUGCCAUGAAACGUAAAGUCAGUGAAAAGAUCCAGCCUCAAUUGAAAAGUGCACAACAUGGUUUCAGAGACAAAAGAUCAGUUGUCACGAAUCUGCUAGGGUUGUCUAUACUGGCACAUGCCGCUUUUGAACGUUUAGCACAGCUUGACAUAUUCUACGGCGACUACAAGACGGCAUUCGAUAAGUUAGUAAUUUUGUUGUUAAUUAUCAAGUUAGCUAGAUUUGGAAUCGGUAAGAAAACUGCACGAUGGAUUUGUCAAUAUUUGGUUGGUAGGACCAAUUACGUUCAAAUUGGCAAUUCCAAAUCAAGAUGCUAUGAGUCACCAUCAGGAGUACCGCCUGGGAGUUCACUCGGACCGCUUAUGUUUAUUGUGUUCAUAAAUGACAUUGUUGACUCAGUGGAAUUCGCGAAUACUCUACUGUUUGCGGAUGAUAUUAAAUUGGCGUCCAUAAUUUCUGACCACUACGACACACUUUAUAUCGACACGAACCAUCGUUUCAUCCGUGCCGAUUAUACAAUGGGCGAUAAGAUCAUCAGCAGAGUCGAGGAAACGAGCGAUUUGGGCGUAUUGGUUAAUAGAUGGUUUCAUCCGGGUAGUCACAUCGAACAGAUGACAAUGAAGUGUCGCCAGACAAUUGGCUGCAUAAAACACUUUUCAAAUGGCAAUUUUACGAAAGAAACGCAGCGAAUACUCUAUGUGGCAUACGUUCGGUCGAGGCUUGAGUUCGCAUCGCCCAUUUGGAACCCAGCAGCACAAGUAUACAAAGACGAUAUCGAAUCCGUACAGAAGCAGUUCGUAAUCUACUUAUUGGAAAGCCGAAGCAACGCGACAACAUACAGACUUGCACCGUAUGAAGAUCGAUGCAAACAACUGAAGCUACAAAGUUUGGAAAAACGACGUACUGUUGCAGAUGCAAUGCUCGCCUUCGACAUUUACAAACGUAAUAUUAUCGACGAUUUGAUAUCACCAAGAUUUGUUCGAAACGUCCAAAGUGCUUACAAUUUUAGAGAGUCUACGAUGCAACUAUUGAUCGAGCCAAGGUGGGCCACAUUUCCGGAAUUAGCUACUUAUUGA
This is a messenger RNA of Bradysia coprophila, 1173 nucleotides long. RefSeq lists its product as uncharacterized. NCBI's taxonomy places the organism in Eukaryota, Metazoa, Arthropoda, Insecta, Diptera, Sciaridae. The record is from RefSeq and is a predicted model, not a curated record.